AUGUCGUGGCAAGCAUACAUUGACUCAAGCCUUGUCGGCUCCGGUCACAUUGACAAGGGCGCCAUCAUCAGUGUUGCUGGCGACAGCGCCUGGGCUUCUUCUCCUGACCUUCAGCUCAAGCCCGAGGAGAUGAAGGCCAUCUCUGCCAUCGUUGGCGGUGACUCGGCUGCCAAGGACAAGGCUUUCGCUGAGGGUCUCUACAUUGCUGGCGAGCGUUACGUUAUGGCCCGAGCCGAGGACCGGAGUAUCUACGCCCGAUCGGGCCGCCUCGGUGUUGCUGUUGCGAAGACUGGCCAGGCCAUCGUCAUCGGCCACCACGGCGAGGCCCAGGUCGCUGGCAACGCCACCUCUACCGUCGAAGGUCUUGCCGACUACCUCAUCAAGUCAGGAUACUAG
Fusarium subglutinans is the source of this 396-nucleotide messenger RNA. RefSeq names its product profilin. The record is from RefSeq and is a predicted model, not a curated record. Bases 1 to 396 code for a protein of 131 amino acids. Lineage: Eukaryota; Fungi; Ascomycota; Sordariomycetes; Hypocreales; Nectriaceae. Gene Ontology annotation, cellular component: cell cortex. The transcript has 5 exons. Gene Ontology annotation, molecular function: actin monomer binding.